Messenger RNA from Porites lobata, 12508 nucleotides. Lineage: Eukaryota; Metazoa; Cnidaria; Anthozoa; Scleractinia; Poritidae. The record is from the annotation of a GenBank genome assembly.
AUGGCGGACACGGAGCUCGUUGUAAAAGUUGGCUCACGAAAAAGUCAGGUAAGUGCUUAAAUGGCCAAACUUGAUAUUCUAUUUUAAUUUACAACACUCAUGGAAGGCACGAUUUUGUCAGACCCCUUUUUGGACUCCAUCUAUGGAAGGCAUAACCUUUUAGAUUUCAGAUUCCGAUACAGUGCUGGGGAAGAAUUGCUUUGUCAUUUCAUAUCAUUAUUGGUCGCCAUGUGGAGGGCUUCCUUGACCGUGAUGAUUCCGACGCCCUCUUCACAAUUUAUUUCAAGGUCAAUCCGCUCCGAUUAUUUUGUUAUUUAUAAAUCAGUGAGGCUUAUACAUGUCCAUGAUAAAUUUUGAAUCACACUGUCCAAUGAGUGCAACAGGUGGUCAUUUUCAUGCCUUUUAAUAGUCAUCAGGCUUCGUUAUCAGCUAAAUUAUAUUUUUCACAGGCUUAGAUUUCUUAUCUCAUACCAAGAUCUCUGUGGUAUCUGUUCACAGGUAUGAGAUUAGGAGAAUGCAGGAAAUACCCUCGUUUGACAUUUUGCUAUAUCUAGAAAUGGGAAUCCUGUGGUCUUACAUAUGCCACUGGGUAACCAAUCGUUGAAAUGUUCUUUAUUUAGCUGAUGCAAUAAAGGUUACCUUGGGCAUUAGGAAUUGUAUUGGGAAGCUAUUGUUUGGUGGUCACUCGAGAAAAUCACUCAAGCAAAUCAUUGUGAAUUUACGCUCUUUUUGUCUUUACAAUCACAAAUAUUCUUACCCGCUUACUUUAUCAAAUGUAGGCAAAUCCAACUGGAGUUGAAUUCCUAGUUGUGCUCAGUUUUCAUUUCCUUAUUUAAGUCUCUAACGUUACCUAUAGACAUACAUUUUAUCUAUUUUUGUUCCAUACAGCUGGCUCUUAUUCAAACAAAUGUCAUAGUGGAUGAAUUAAAGAAGUUCUACCCUGGCAGAUCUUUUGAAAUUGGUUUGUAAUUAAGUUGUUAGUUACCUGGUGUUAUCUGUCACAAAUUUUUCAAAAUUCACUGCUAUUACUCCUUCUUGUUCAAUUAAAUUGGUGAAAUGAUUUGAACAAAUCUCUCUGGAUUUGUAUUCCUUUAAGGACUGUAUUCAAGUUCAGAAAAAGAAAACAAAAAUUGUGAUUUCUUGUGCCCCAUAAAACAUCAAUAUUAGGAUAUUUGAUGUUGUAGACAUCUGGCUGAAAUGUAUCAGAAAUUGAGCCUAUAUAUAUGGGUGCAACUGUACGUGUACCUGGGAUGUUGAUUUUGCCGCUCAUUUUCCCUCAAGUAGUUGGUUUUUCAUGUAAAAUCUUUUCAUAUCAAGAACUGUUUCGUAUGGUAAUGCUUCUUAAGUGCAGUGAGCUUAGCGCACCACAGUGAUGACAGGAACAAGAAAAUCAAAAUGCAAAUAGGUUUUUGGCAGAUUUCUUUGCCAUCAUUCCAUUUCUAACAUGGUCAAACUUGUUUGAGAUGGCAAUGCAAUCGUCGCUUUAUUCUCUAAGGUCGUCGCUGCAUCGUCGCAACUUCGAUUUCACUGGAAAUACUCAUACUGAGGCUUAAAAGUGUGAUGCAGGUGCAUUACUGAUUUGCGUAAUAAAACUGUUGUUAAUUGAACUAGUUCUUAUUGCCUUUGCGACAUAGUGGUUACAUAAGUUUCCAGUCACGAAGUAUUGAAGUUUCCACCUUAUAGAGGUGUCUGUAUUAUAGAGGCACUCUUUGACAUGUAUCUUUGGGACCAACAAAACUGUCCUUGAUCGCGAGACGUGUCCAUAAGGAGAUGAGGUUUGACUGUGGGUUAAUAGUUAAUAUCUUAAGAAUACACCAAUUGUUUUUAUAUAAGGAUCUGAGUUUAUGAUGGUUUGUUUUUUUAUUUCAGUUUCUAUGUCAACUGUAGGAGAUAAUAUUCUGAAUAAACCACUCCCCAAGGUGAGUACCCUGCACGUACUGUACAUUAAUGUUGAAGAUUAUUUAGCAAUAAUUAUAGGAUGAGUUAUGGAGAACGAGAUCUGUGUAAUUUUUGCAUAAAUUUUAAUAUAUUACACAAGGCUACUUGCCAAUAUUGGUUUUUGUGCAUUCAAAAUAUUUCCUUCCUCAAAACAUACUUGUUAACCUCUGCUUUAAGUUCCACUCUUCAAACAUUUGCUGUUCCUUCGUAGUUUCAGGAUACAAAUUUAAGGGAUAGUAUUUUCCUCAUUAUUCCAGAAGUUGUCAUUUGAUGAGUGUUCUUUGUCUAUAUUUGUGCUAUGUUUUUAAGCACAUUGCUGUGGCUAAUUUUUGUCUUCGUCUUAAGCAAUGUCCACUGCAUGCAUUGCUGAUGUAUAGGGAUCAAGUAAAGGGGGUCAUCUCAUUCACUUGAGUGGAAUGAAAUUGAGAGCUUUUACUUACAGGAAUUUUGUUUCCUUUAUACCAAGGGUGUAAUAUUAUUUAAUAAUUUCUAGAAAAUUCAUUUAUCUAGAUUGGAGAAAAAAGUGUUUUCACAAAGGAACUGGAAGUUGCUUUGGCUAACAAAAGGUUAGUUUCAUUAUUAGACUAUACCAGGAAUUGCCAUGGCUUGAUUGUGGUAGCCAGUUCCCUGCGGAUUCUGAUGUCUGAAUCAGCUGGCAAAAUAAGAAUUUCAACAUCACUAGCACAACUCGAAAGACGGUGUUUACCUUAAACUAAAGCCAGGCCUAAAAUGCAUGCCAGUAUUUCUAAACCAAAAAUGUUAGCACAAUUAACAUCUUUGACUCUGAAGAUGACUACCACACAGGUUGUCGAAACGUCAGUCACUGUCUACAACAACAGUCCUAUUCAGGCCUACAUUCACCCGGACGAUCAAACUCAACCUACUUUUCAAAUGACUCCUGGGUUCAAACCUUUCACAAUUAAAAGGAAGUUGAGUAAUCUAUUCAGUCCAUUACAUGGAUACCUUGUCCCACCAAAAAGUUUAGUCUUUUGCCUUGGAAGCAGAGAAUAUUUCCCUGAUCCUCAUUCAGCAAGUCGCCAUAGCUGUAAAGAAUGGUGGACUCUUGCAACUUGUUUUACUAUAUAUUAAUUAUUACCCUUGUGUUUUUAGUGUCCAUCUUGUAGUUCAUUCGUUAAAAGAUCUUCCCUCCACCUUGCCUCCAGGAAUGUUGAUUGGAGCUGUGUUCAGGUAAGCAUUAAUUUUGUAGGAUGCUUAGGUUGCCAAAAAAAAAAAAACUCCAGAAAAUUUCUGUAAAGCUAAAAGCAAGCUGCCAGCUAAUUUCACUGGUUAAAAAAGACCUUACCACCUGGUCAAAUUGCUUUGUUAAACAAAAACAUGGGGUAAUUUUGAAUGUACAGUUGGGAGGGAAAUGCCUGCUUGACUAAAAAAGGCUUGCUUAGCUUCUCCUUACUUACAUCCCUGCUUUAAGCCUAUCUUCAAUCAACACCCUGUCUAACAAGCCCAUGGCCACACCCCACCCCCUCAUCCCUGCUGAGGAAAAAGUCCCCCAACCCUUCCUCCUUCACUUCACUUAUGAAUAGGAGACUGUAAUAAAUAGCUUUAUGUGUAGUAAUAUUUUUGUUGACCACAAAGGAUAAUUGGUUUCUAUGCGCUGAUCAAAGUAUGGUACAAUCUGUACAAUAUCACUCAAAUCUCCAUGUUGAAUAUGAAUAAAAUAUUAUCAAUAUUACCCUAAUCAAGGACAGCAAUUAAAGUUUCAUAACCUAACACUGGUAUUUCAACUUUGCUAAUUAAAGAAAGGAAGCCAUGCCUCAAUGCAUUGGCUCCUCCUUCCCAUCCCUCCAACCUCAAAUGUCUAUAUCGAUAUCCCCCUUUCUUCCAAGGGAAGUUAAAUGAGGAUUUAUGAUAAAUAGGACUGGUUUUAUUUUGAACUACUCAGACGAGAUGAUCCCCAUGAUGUAGUUGUUUUCCAUCCUAAACACAAGGGAUCAACUCUAGCUACAUUGCCUAAAGGAAGGUAAGAAUUAUCUGUUUCAAAAAUAAUAAACACCUUGAUUAAAUUUUUGCUGUUGAAUAAUUUGCACUGUCAAGGACAUUAGAGCAUUGGGAUGGCAAAAGGUUUGAAUAAUGAUUUUAAUUAAUUUUAAAAUGGAACAGUGAAUUAUGGGUCGUUUGACUCGCAACUGCCCAACGACCAUCCAAUUUACGUGGAUAUACCAUAUUAUUGUUGUCACAACUCCUCUAAUAUCUAGUGACAUUUUGGAGUACUGUAGAACCCCGACUUACAGCCACCUCAGUAGUGCAUGCGGUCACCUGGUUAUAAUUACAGCCACUUUGUUUUGGCCCUGUGAAACGGCCAUACAUUUUCAUAUAAUAAACCCUCGUUAAUGUGGUCGCCCAUUAAUACAGCCAACCACCACAUUUUAAAAUCCCAAACAGUAGAGUCAACUUCAACUUGUAUUGGUUUAUUAAAAAUAGUAUUACAAUAGACUGGCCCACAUAAGUUGCAGACAACUUGUAUCAGACAACUCCAAGACGCAUUGAAGAAGCUGGUUAACCAUAAUGAUUAAUUUUUUUUCUUUGAUGAUCAAAAUUUUUAUUGACAGUGUUAUUGGAACAAGUUCCUUAAGGCGGAGUGCACAGCUCAAGAGGGCAUUUCCACAUUUAAUUAUUGAAGAUGUUGUAUCCUUCAUAUUACGAUGUCAAACAGUAUAACUGACUCAAUGACAUUAGAACUAUUAGGCAGAUGGGUGUCUAAAGCAUGUUUUGUGGAGAUCCAAAUAAUUGUGCUUUUUCUGAUGAUCUAAUAACAUUGCAACUUUAUUGACCACUGAGGGCAAUAUCCAGGGUUUAAUACCAUCAACUGACGUGAUGAAAUAAAAUAUUACAUUUCACUUUGACUCUGACGACGACCAUCACCCAGGUUGUCGAAACGUCAGUCACUGUCAACAACAGUCUUAUUCAGUGCUAUGCUAACCCGGACGAUGGUAUUCCACCCACUGAAGAAAUGACUCCUGGGUUCAAAUUUUACACAAUGUGCAUAGAGUUAAACAGUAAGAUGCGUAGAGAAAGCGUGAUUAUAUUACACUGAUUCUUAGGCGUUUACACUGGCUCCCUAUGCUUUAUAGAAUUAUUUUUAAAAUAUUGCUACUGACUUAUAUGGCUCUAAACGGUCGAGCACCUACAACUAUAGAUACAUCAAAGAUGUAUCUCGGGCCGCGUUUUACGAUCUUCAAACAAGAAUUUGUUUGACGAGCUCGUGGCUAAAUUAAAAACCUAUGGUGCUAUACUGCUCCAAAAUUGUGGAAUAAGUUACCAUUGGACAUCAGGCUAUCAUCGUCAGUUACUUUAUUUAAAACUAAGCUUAAGACAUAUCUGUUUACAAAUUCUUUUGAUGUAUAAUUUUUAUCAUUAGCCUGAAUUGUAUUGAAUAAUGUAGUUUUUUAAAAUUAAUUAAGAGUUAUGGUUAUACGGACAAUUAGUGGAGUAUGGCGCUAUACAAAUCCAUUUUAUCUUUAUUUUUAUAUGAGCAGGGAUAAACUAAUGACUUACCUCCUAGCCCUCGUUUAUAAUUAUUAGGAUUAUUUUCUUCUGUUAAUUGUCCUUGACGGAUUUAUUCAGCGUGGAAACCUCAAUACAAGAUUAAGCAAACUCGAUGCAGGUGAUAAAUACGAUGCUCUUAUCUUGGCUGCUGCUGGGAUGGAGCGCAUGGGUUGGGCGGAACGGAUUGACCAGGUAAUAUAAUUUUCCAACUCUGUGAAAACUGGCUAGAGGGCUAGACCUCCAGUUUUAAAGAGCCUAUUUUUACAGAAUUAGCUCAACAGCAUGUCUAAGCUAAGAUUGGAUGCCAUCCAAAAUAUGCCCAAGUCAGAGCGAUUUUCGUGUGACCUUAAAAUGAAAACGCGCGCACAAAACAGAAACAAAAAACAAACGGAAAUAGAGCGAUUUGAUUGGUUUAUCGAACAGAUACAAACGCGCGUGGCUUUUCGUUGGUUAAGCGAACGCUCAGGUUAAAAAACUUCAUGCCCGAGAACUCUCUAGAAAUCAACUGAUACUUCACUUUGACGUCAUUCUACAACGCGAUUGGCCAAUCGAACAAUGCCUUCUCCAUUUUAGGGUUUUCUUUGGAGGGAAAACGAACAGGCCAUGUUUUGAUCUUUUCAUCCAUUAGCUGAUAAAAAAAAAUAACGAACACUUAGCGAAACCAUUUUUCAAGGUCAUACGAAAAUCGCUCUAAUAGAAGAACGAAGGAAACGUUUGCUCCAAGUUUCUGUUAAAAAGACCCACAGCCUUUCCCAGGCCAUUUUAGAUAGUGGAGAAUCAGGCCUGUAUCCAGACCAGUUUCCACUAUUCUUCGGAAAACGUUCUACCACUUUAAAGCAUAAGGAAAUGACACUUUCUGAAGUUAAAAUUUAGUAAAUUUCCCUGCAAUUUAUGAACUUGUCUUCCUGUAUCAGCACAAGUGAUUGACGGUUGCGUUCUUGGAAGAUGGUUAUGUUUUUUCUCCUGAUCUCCACCUGGCAAUGGUACAAAAUGGAAAGAAGCACGAAAAAAAGUGAACGAGAGAGACCUCAUUGUAUAUUCCCCCUCUGUUCUCUUUGCACCCUCCUCGAUAUCUUAGCCUGCAUGAUUGAAAUCAAGGCAUGCGUAAAAUUUGCAAUGCGCCUUCGAGUUCGCGCUUGCGCGCGUCCUCUUUCCUUGAGGCAGAGUUCUGCCAAUUUGACCCCUUUGUAGCGCCCAAAUUUCUCCCUCGUCUGAGUACCAUACAGGCUACCACUGUUUGAAUGCCUGAAACAGAAAAAAAGAAAGAAAGAAGGACACCCAUGCCUGAUGCUCCAAACGUCUACGAUAAAAUAUACUGUCACAAAAUUGCUGUGUUGAAGGUACUGCUGAAACUGGAUUCAAUCAGAUAGUUACUUGACCGUUGUUAAUAUUCUCGUUUAAUCUCGUUUAUUUAGAUUCUUGGACCAGAUGAGUGUUUGUAUGCAGUAGGACAGGUAAGUGAGAGCUACAUUUAACCGGUCCAUUUACACCUCUAAAAACUCGCCUACUACUGUAGGUAUAGCCUCCUCCUUAAAUCCUUUCAACGUCCUCCAGGCAGGCUUCUGUAGGUAAUGAUAUCGAACGUUCUACUAGGAUAGAUAACUGGUUGUGUAUUCCUCGCGUGUUCCGCCAAAUGGUCAGGGAGUUUAGUUUGUUAUGAUUUCCAUCAAUACAUAUUAUUGCGGGCUCCUUUGGUCGUCCGCAAUCCUAAUCUCUAGGUUCCUAUUACGCAUGCUUGGCACGUAUGUAGCCAGCGUUCUUUUGGACUUCCACUAAGAAAGAAUGGAAUGCAUUGAAUAAAAUGCAAUCUGGUCACGCGCGUUAGUACUUUCUAUCACUCGUAAUCUGAUCGCGCAGGGGCACCCAACUACUGUUUUCUGUAAAAUAUCUGCUCGGACAAGCAAAUAUGACCUAUAAUUUUCUAUAUCUUGACGACGGCUAAAAAUUUCUAGGUGACCAUUCCAUUCAUGAGCAAGUUUCGAAGCUUAUCUUAUAAAUUCCUUCUGAAGUUUAAUCGUUCACAUUUUACUCCCCAGGUUUUUAGUAGGUCUUUUAGUAGAAAAAGGAGACCAAAAAUUUUCCGUAGAGAAAGGAAUCAGAAAAAUUGAAUUCGUAAAAUUUUAAAUUGCAACUGAAAUUUUCGAGAAAAUAAUGCUGAAGUGCUUGCUUUUUCGAAAAGUCUUAAGUUGCCCUAGGAUGACCGAACAGAUACAAAAUUUUGUAGCGCCGCUUAGAAUGCAUUUCUAGGGAUCUAAAAGUACUCUGGAUAACCUGUAAAGUGUUUUCAAUGCAUUCAAUGCAAGUGUUUUCGUGAGGGAACCGUGGUUGGGUGCCCCUGAUCACGCUGGUUUUGUCCUUCUAUAAUCUAUCACGUUAAACUUACGCAAAGCACCAGCGUUGGAGCAAGAGCGUUUGAACCUUCGAUCAAAAGCCUAAAACACGCCCACACUCCCUAACCUUUGGUUAGUACUAGUAAUUUUGUCCAAUCAUUAGUCAGUAUUCAUACAACUUGUGACAACUUAAUUGAUUUGCUGCAAGACAGGUUCGAACGGGGGCGGUAAAACGCGCAACAUCGCGUUCAACACCUUCUGUAGUAAUAUUCCAAAUCAAGUUGCCCGUUUUGGUUGGUCGUUUCACCGUAUCGUAACUCCCGUAUAUCCUUUUGUUCACAGGGGGCUCUGGCAGUAGAGGUUAACCUUGAAGAUUCUCAAACAAUUGAGUUAGUGUCUAAGCUGAUUGACAAGAAAACUAGUUUUUGCUGUGCAGCUGAGAGAAACUUCCUUAGAACUUUGGUGAGAAAAUAUAAUUGAAGGCUUUAAGAACCUAUAUGUAGCUAUAAUAUAAUUAGCCAGCUAACAAGCGUUUUUUUUUUGGAGGGGGUGGGGGCGGGGGGGGGGGAGGAUUUUUGAAAAGGCUUUGGAAUCCAGAAUACAGCUCAAGGAAUUCGGAAUCCCACUAAUGACUGGAAUCGGGAGUGCAAGUUCCACGGAUAAAGAAUCCAGAAUCCAAGUGACUUACUGGAUUUCCUUAAAUUGGACGAAAAGAAAGAGCAGGAGUUCAGCAUUGCCGACGUGCCUGUUUAUGAUCCCUUAAUAUCAAACGUAUGACCUAAAAUAGUAUACAACUAUCCCCCGAAGGGGAGGCGAAUAGUGGUGGCAUAUACUGAGACGCAUAGCGUCGAGGUAUAUAUCGAGCGCUAUGAAAAGACCCUUAGGGGAAUAGUUGUUUUAGUAUUUACCAAAUCAGUUGGAUAAAAAUGGAAAAAAGUAGCUUUUUGUAAAUUAAGCACGUCACUUAGUAGGAACUUUAUUAACAAUUUACAAACAUUUCGGGGAUUCUGUAAAGCGCCUUUAUACUUUUUUGUUCCUUAUUCAGCAUGACCAUAAUUUUCUAUCUACCAGUGAACACCGACAAACCAAAGUUCGUCGCUUUUUUGGUGUUUGUUUGUACCACUGUUUCAUUUAUCGCUCAAAUUUCGUCCUUCGAAAAUGUUUCGAAACGAGACGCCAUCUCGGCUCUGGUCGCAAAACGGUGAAUAGCCAAGGAUAUUCCGAGUUACGGGAGCCAAUCAAAACGCGCGAAAAUUGCUAUUCACUGAUUUGGUAAAUACUAACAGAAACUGGUCUCGAUCCGCGUGUGGGCUCGUCCCAAAGAAAGCUACUCUUCUGAAAGUGACCAAGGCUUUUGCUCUUUUAAUACUAACGUCUCAGGAAAGUCAGUAAUAAGUUGCUGUUUGAGGAUCUCCAUGGGGUGGUAGCUUUGACGUAUGACGGUUAAUUUUUUCCAAUGUUAACGGUUAUUAGCCGCGAAGGAAAUUUAGUUCUACAGUUAAAGUAAUAUUGUCUUCUUUGUAAAUAAAUAUUGACUGUUGUGUUUUGGAGGUUGUAAUGCCCUUUCACUUACAAAAUUUCGAAAUGUUUUCGUAUAUAAGCAAGUUGUAAGGUCUUGUAAUGUCUAGAGGAAGCGUUUCGAGAAUAUGGGAACUGUUUUUUUUUAGUUUAGAGAUUCUUCAGGAGCCAGAGGUUCAAAAGAUCAGCUGAAAUAGUGAGAUGUGAAGUACCUUGAAACUUUUUUACGGUUAAUAUUAAUCUACGUUUUUUACUGUUGACGAUGAAAAAAAUGCCUUUUUCAACGGCUGACGGUUAACCCCAUUGAAGUCAUUGUUACUCUCGUUUUUCACUUAUUAUUUGCUCAGGAAGGGGGAUGCAGUGUUCCGAUUGGAGUUACUGCUAGUUUGGAUGGUAAUCAGGUACGCUUUGUUUACUGUUGUUUGUUUGUUUGUGUAUAUAAAAAGUAAUACAUAAAUAGCAAUUAUAGUAUAAAAAAAAACCCGAAGGAUUACGGUCUUACUUUACUUUGAGGCGCUUUCCAUUCAGUCAAAUUCUGCAAAAAAUUUUAGUUGAAAUGGAACGGUCCUUUCCGGGUCGGUCGGUUCAAUUGAUCAGUAGGUAGCGUUUCAUUCAUUGCAUGAAAUUUCCGAAAGUUUGAACCGGACUUUUUGUCAAAUGAAAACCGCUCGAACUCAAUAAAAAGCCUUCUUGCUCGUUACCAGGCGGCGCUCAUGCUUCAACAGGUAACUUUCGCCAAAUAUGUCUGCUUCCCUACUAAGAGUAUCUCAAUGUGGCGAGAGCGAAUUAUCUUUCAAGGGAAGAUUAUAUGCCGGCCGCAACGCAAAAGUCAAACCAAUCAAGCGAUAAACCACUAUUAAGCGGUCACUCGGCCGAAGUCCCGGAAGUCGUCGUUAGUUUCUUUAGCUAGCGUUAGCGUCUUCUUCAGUUCUUGAUUUAUUGUUCAUCCUAUCAAGCAGGUAAUUAACGGUCAACUUGCCAUUCCCCAAGGGUGAUUUAGUGGCGGAUCCAGGGGAGGGGCCUGGGCCCCCCCUUUUUUAGACCAAACUGAGGCCCGAAGGGUCGAAAAAAAAUUUUUUUGGAGACCAGUCCCCCUCCCCUUAUCUCAAAGUCUGGAUCCGGCACUGUCAGACUUCUUGAUCCAGUAUGUAAAAAGAGUCGCUUUUUAUUAUGCGGACUGGGUUGAGAAACCUUUAGCUUGGUUUGAAUCUUGCUUUCUAGUUAAGUAUCACCGGUGCUGUGUUCAGCCUUGACGGAAAAGAGUGCUUGAAGGAGAAGGUCUCCGGAACCCUCCCAGAUCCUGCCGUUCAGACGGGUGUCUGCUCUCAUGCCGUGCUCACCAAAUCCAGCAUAUUUGUCCCAGAGGAAGCCCGCGACACCCUUGUAGCAGCGGAAGAACUGGGAGAGCAGUUAGCGCAAGCUUUGAUCGCUCGCGGAGCUGAGCGAGUGCUGCGAGCAGCUAGAGAAGGGAAAGAUCUUAGCCAAUAGGCAAUAAAAAUAAGUGCGAGUUAGACCUCAUCACGGUUUUUGACACCAUCUUUUUCCAUACACUUGUCGGUAUUUCUUUCUCCGAGAGAAAAAUAGCUAUUUUUCGGAGGGAGAGAAGCGACGACCGGAAAUGCGUCUGCUGUUCGCAGGCUAACUGACAGUUUGUUCUACUUCGAAUUUACACAGAAACAUUGCAAUUAUUUAUAGCCUUACCGACAAGAUGGCGUCGAAAAUAGUGAUAGGGUGUAACGGCGACUAGAAGUCGAGUAACAAUGCUAUAAGAAUUUUACGUAUUUUUUCCCUUAUGAAUAAGCUCUUGCAGUUCCAUCGGUGUUCAUAAUCAAUAUUCAAGAAUAUAAAAUUUCAUCUUAGGAAACCUCCCAUGUAAAAGUGAAGUAUUACCACGUUAAAUUAUUUCUUGUUAGCAUCGGAAUGGCCACACAUUUAGUCCAAGGGCUCCAUUCUCAAACACAAAGGUUGAAGCUACUUUAGCCGGGAUGGCAGGUGGUUAAUCUCGCAACCAGAUCUAACUUUGUCGUACGCUUAAAAAAAAUUAGACCCUGUACAAGAAUGGGCAAGCUUUCAAAGGUAGGAGAGAUUAGGCGCGCGAGGGACUGGGUAAAGCCUGUCUUAAAAAGACUCACACCAGUCUAAACACUUUAUUCCUCCACUGAGGUUGCAAGAGCAAAGGAGACUUCUGUCUGAUUGGCUGUUUGAAUCUUUAGUGUUCAGUCUUCUUACCGCGCGCAAAAGUGUAAACAAAGAUGGCUGCCAAUGGGAAAGUUUCUUGUAGUUCUCCUGCGAUCGAUCGUUCCUUCGAGAAUUUCUGCUAAGAGUUGUUGAUUUUCAUGUCACAAAUAGCGGGGGAAGGUUUUCAAGGAUUAUGUCAAUCGACAGGGUGUUUUUACCUUGGCCCUUGAAAGAGGACUUUCUUUCUUAACAGAUUGACCAAUGAAAUCACAGAUGAGAUUAACCGGUCAGACAAAAGUCUCCUUUGUUGGUUGCAAGAUCUUUACUUAGCUUUAACUUACAGUGCGACUACUCGAACCGGGCCAUUUGGAAGAAGAUUGUCAAAGACAGUGCCUUGUUUUUAAGCGGAGUGUCAACCAACGUUAUCUAAUAUUAUUCAAUAUUUAAAAGUAACUAUUUUAAAUUAUUUAAAUUCUAGUAAUUGUGUUUCGAAAUGGUUGAAAUAUUUCACACUUGAACAGGCAUCUUUGAACCAUUUUAUAAAUCACGAAUAGAUCACAGGAGAUCGAAAAACUCAUUCGAGAAGUUCUAUCAAAACCUGAAAGGAAUGUGUUUCAUUCUGUAUUCAGGAACUUCGACGGCAAUAAGUGUAAAAAAACUAGGCCUUGUGUCAUUUGCCAAUUCACUUCCAGGGUCAAUUUUAUAAAACUAUUACAAGUGUAGUUUACAAGUGUAGCUGUUGUUUUAAGACUAUAAAACAAUGGGUACACUUGUAAAUAUCACAUUAUUUAAUUUCGAUGAACAAGGUUGUUUUAAUCUAAAAUCUUUGUUACUCUCUUAUUUUGUCGAAAAUUGUAGUUUUUAAAUUUUUUUUUCACAAUUUAUGGACACUAAUAUUUGCAGGAGCUAACGUCAAAACGUCAUUCCACGUAUUUACAUGAUGAAAUGAAUUUUAAUUAACAAUCUUAAACAAACGCCAUGCGUUCGUAAAAUAAAAUGCAAAACUCACUUCAAAUGAAAUUGUACCUCUUCACACUUUU